AGCCUUCCUGGGAAGAUGCAGCCACCCCUGCUCCUGCUCCUGCUGGCCUUCUUCCUACUCCCCGGAGCAGAGGCAGGGGAGAUCAUCAAGGGACAUGAAGCCAAGCCCCACUCCCGACCCUACAUGGCCUACCUUCACGUUAAAAAGGAGAAGGGGGAAUCCAUGUGUGGUGGUUUCCUUGUACAAAAGAACUUUGUUCUGACAGCUGCUCACUGCAAUGGAAGGUCAAUCAAUGUCACCCUGGGAGCCCAUAACAUCAAAAAGCAAGAGAAGACCCAGCAGUACUUCCUGGUAAAAAGAGCCAUCCCCCACCCAGACUAUAAUCCUAAGAACUACUCCAACGACAUUAUGUUACUGCAGCUGGAGAGAAACAUCAAGCAAACUGGUGCUGUGAAGCCCCUCCAACUGCCCAGGGGCCGGAACAGGUUGAGGCCAGGACAGAAGUGCACUGUGGCCGGCUGGGGGAAGGUCUCCCUAUGGGGCACAUACUCAGACACUCUGCAGGAGGUACAGCUGACCUUGCAAAAGGAUUGGGAGUGUGAAGGCCGCUUCCGCCGUUAUUACAACCGGACCAUUCAACUGUGUGUGGGGGAUCCAACAGAAAAUAAGGCUUCCUUCCAGGGGGACUCCGGGGGACCUCUCCUGUGUAAAAAUGAGAUCCAGGGCAUUGUCUCCUAUGGACGCAAUGAUGGGACACCACCACGAGCCUACACCAAAGUCGCCAGUUUCCUUCCCUGGAUAAGAGAGACCAUGAAAAGUCUCCAAUUGCAGGACCCAGACUAUCCUCUCUGGAGCUAAUCGAGGAUCACACUGCUGGGAGGGAGGUGGUGCCAGCAACUGAAUAAAUGUCUC
Molecule: messenger RNA, 852 nt
Organism: Eptesicus fuscus (big brown bat)
Lineage: Eukaryota; Metazoa; Chordata; Mammalia; Chiroptera; Vespertilionidae
Product: granzyme B-like
Exons: 5
Coding region: 16-798 (260 amino acids)
Biological process (GO): proteolysis
Cellular component (GO): intracellular membrane-bounded organelle; cytoplasm
Molecular function (GO): serine-type endopeptidase activity
Source: RefSeq, a predicted model, not a curated record